Molecule: messenger RNA, 2601 nt
Organism: Aspergillus niger
Lineage: Eukaryota; Fungi; Ascomycota; Eurotiomycetes; Eurotiales; Aspergillaceae
Exons: 5
Coding region: 1-2601 (866 amino acids)
Biological process (GO): retrograde transport, endosome to Golgi; intracellular protein transport
Cellular component (GO): retromer complex; retromer, cargo-selective complex; late endosome
Source: RefSeq, a predicted model, not a curated record
AUGGCCACCCCGGUAGCGGCCCCCGAAGACCAGAGCCGUCUCCUUGAGGAGGCAUUGGGAGUCGUGCGGCAACAGUCGCAGAUGAUGCGAAAGUGCUUGGAAACUCCGGGGAAAUUAAUGGAUGCGUUGAAAUGCGGGUCUACCUUGGUAUCCGAGCUACGAACCCCUAGCCUUGGCCCGAAGCAAUACUACGAACUGUACAUGGCCGUCUUUGAUGCCCUGCGACACCUCUCCGUCUACCUGAAAGAGAACCACCCAGUCAACCAUCUGGCGGAUUUGUACGAACUUGUUCAAUAUGCCGGAAACAUCAUUCCGCGACUCUAUCUCAUGAUCACCGUAGGAACGGUAUACAUGUCUGUGGAGGAUGCUCCGGUCAAAGAGAUUAUGAAGGAUAUGAUGGAGAUGAGUCGAGGUGUGCAGCAUCCCAUCCGCGGCCUGUUCCUGCGGUAUUAUCUGUCCGGACAGGCUAGAGACCACUUGCCGACGGGCUCUGGUGAUGGUCCGGAGGGCAAUUUGCAGGAUUCGAUCAGCUUCGUCUUGACAAACUUCGUCGAGAUGAACAAGCUGUGGGUGCGACUCCAGCACCAGGGCCCUUCGCGCGAGCGCGAGAAGCGGAUGCAGGAGCGCCGGGAACUGGAGCUGCUUGUUGGUAGCAACGUUGUGCGACUCAGCCAGUUGGUGGAUCUGGAGGGAUACAAAUCCGGUAUACUACAGGCACUGCUGGAGCAGGUCGUCCAGUGUCGUGAUGUUUUGGCGCAGGAGUAUCUCCUUGAAGUCAUCACCAAGGUGUUCCCCGAUGAGUUUCACUUGCACACCCUCGAUCUCCUGCUCUCCGCAAUUUCUCGACUCAACCCCCAUGUGGAUCUGAAGAAGAUUGUCAUUGGUUUGAUGGACCGCUUGUCGGCUUAUGCAGCUCGUGAGACCGAAUCGUCCGCCGAGCCCGAUGCAAGAAUUAAGAAGGAAGAGGAGGCUGUCACGAAGCUCCUUGGGAACCUCAAGGUAUCCGAAGAGACCAAGAAGCAAGCGCCGGAAGAAGCAACCCAGGAGAACGGCGUGGAGGAGGCCGCAACAGAUAAUGCUGAACAGGGUGAAGCUGCGACAGAAGGCGAAUCCACGGCCAAUGGCGACGACAAGGCUGGAAUCCCUGCAGAUGUCAAGCUGUACGACAUCUUCUAUGAGCAAGUGGUUAACCUGAUCAAGAGCCGCGGCCUCCCUAUUCAAGACACAAUGGCGCUCCUGGUUUCGCUUGUCAACCUGGCUCUUAACACCUACCCGGAUCGCCUAGAAUUUGUCGACCAGAUCCUCGACUUUGCAACUCGAGAGACUGCGACGUAUGCUGAUCACGCCGACCUGCACUCUGCCCCGACACAGCAGAACCUCUUGCAUCUCCUUACCGCACCUCUCCGUUCCUACGCCUCCAUAUUCACGGCUCUUGCACUGCCUCACUACAUCCCACUUCUGACUUCGCAAUCCUAUACGACCCGGCGAGCUGUCGCAGGCGAAAUCGCUCGCAGUCUUCUCAAGAACCGAACUUUCAUCACGACUACCGAGAACCUCGACCGCGUUCUGCAAGCCCUAAGGGUUUUGAUCAAGGAAGGCACUCAGCAGUCUAUGGGCUAUCCUGGCAUACAGUCUCAGCGGCGAGGUGAGACUGAUGAGACCAUCGAGGAACAAGGAUGGCUUGCACGCCUGGUCCAUCUGAUCCAGGCCAAGGACAAUGAUACCCAGUUGAAGUUACUCCAAGCAACUCGCAAGGCUUACCUCGACGGCAACGAGCGUAUCCGAUACACGACGCCAGCCCUGGUCACGAGUUCGAUCCGUCUGGCACGCAAACUCAAGGCCCGCGAGCACUACGAUGACAACUGGCAAUCUCAGUCCUCAGCCCUUUACCGGUUUAUGCACCAGUGUGUCAACAACCUCUACCAGCGUGUGAACCCUGGUUGCGCUGAUCUGUCCCUGCGCCUGUUUGUGAUGUGUGGAGAAGUGGCGGACCAAACGGGCUUCGAAGAGUUCAGCUACGAGUUCUUUGCGCAAGCCUUCACUAUCUACGAGGACUCCAUCAGCGACUCGCGUGCUCAGUUCCAGGCCGUCUGUAUCAUUGCGGGAGCACUCCACGGCACCCGCGGAUUUUCCAAGGAGAACUAUGAUACCCUCAUUACCAAGGCCGCUCUGCAUGGAAGCAAGCUGCUGAAGAAGCCCGACCAAUGUCGCGCUGUGUACCUAGCCAGUCACCUGUGGUGGGUUGUUGAGAACCCUCAACGUGGCGAGGAAGAUCCCAAGAACCUCUACCGCGACGGCAAGCGCGUCCUCGAGUGCCUUCAACGGGCCCUCCGCGUCGCAGACGCCUGCAUGGACACUGCCGUGUCCGUGGAGCUUUUCGUCGAGAUCCUCAACCGCUACGUCUACUACUUCGACCAACAGAACGAAACCGUCACGAUCAAAUACCUCAACGGCCUUAUCGAACUCAUCCACUCGAACCUCCAGACAGACGAAAACGAGCCCAACCCCAGCCUGGAGGGCCCGAAGCGACACUUCCAGCGCACACUGGAGUACAUCCGAUCCCGAGAUUUCGAAGGCGUAGUCACCGAUCCCAGACAGUGA